GUAAUCGGAUCCAGCGGUUGUGGUUUUUCAUCUCCAAGAUUUUUCAACUAAGAUAUAUUCUUUCAACCACCACAAUGCCUCCUUCUAGCAAGAGAAAAGCUGCGGCCCCACCUAGCCCUUCACGUGCCAAAUCAUCCUCUGACCCUCGUUCUGCUAAAGCUAAAACAAAGGAGAGGGAACAAAUAGCCUUGUUCAAUAGAUAUGCUAAUGAUGGUGUAAUUGACCCAGAUGGAAUAAUGGCACUUUGCAAGGAUCUGAAAAUGGAGCACACUGAUGUCAGGAUAUUGAUGUUUGCUUGGAAAUUGAAGGCAGCAAAGCAAGGUUAUUUUACCUUGGAUGAGUGGCAAAAUGGCCUUGAAACCUUACAGGUUGACACUUUUUGCUCACUGAAGAAAGCAGUUUCAGAACUGGAGAAAGGGGUUAUUAAGGAGCCAUCACAAUUUGCGGAUUUUCAUGCUUUUGCAUACCGCUACCAUUUAACGGAAGAGAGGCAGAAGUUUAUAGACAUUGAGACCACCUGUGAAUUGCUAAAUGUUGUUCUAAGAUCCCAAUUCUCUCACCAGGUUGAUUCGUUCAUUGAGUAUCUAAAGGUCCAAACUGAUUACCAGGUGAUAAGCUUGGAUCAGUGGGAGAAUUUUCUUCGCUUUUGCCAAGAGGUUAGCUUUCCUGAUGUUGAGAACUAUGAUGAAACUCUAGCUUGGCCUGUGAUCCUUGACAGUUUUGUCGAAUGGCUGAGAGAAAAGCAGUAGAUGGUUUCGACUUCUGAUUCUGACUCUGCUUAUUUACACAAGCACUUUGCAGAAUCCCUUACCAUUGAACUUAUAAUGGACAAAUACAUGGAGACAGCACAGUUAACUAUUCUCUGCAAUACAUAUAUAUCAAUUGUUUCUUGAUAUAUCUCCAUUAAACUGUUUAAGUUCAAAUCGAGUCCAAAAGACAGUUUCAGUUUGAGUUUUUGCUGUCAGACUAAAUUUUCAAUUUUAAUUGCUAAAACAUAUUCUAUGACA
Molecule: messenger RNA, 1007 nt
Organism: Mangifera indica (mango)
Lineage: Eukaryota; Viridiplantae; Streptophyta; Magnoliopsida; Sapindales; Anacardiaceae
Product: DCN1-like protein 4
Exons: 10
Coding region: 75-749 (224 amino acids)
Biological process (GO): protein neddylation; positive regulation of ubiquitin-protein transferase activity
Cellular component (GO): ubiquitin ligase complex
Molecular function (GO): cullin family protein binding; ubiquitin-like protein binding; ubiquitin conjugating enzyme binding
Source: RefSeq, a predicted model, not a curated record